Messenger RNA from Fraxinus pennsylvanica, 1305 nucleotides. The record is from the annotation of a GenBank genome assembly. Lineage: Eukaryota; Viridiplantae; Streptophyta; Magnoliopsida; Lamiales; Oleaceae.
AUGGACAAGCAUAAUGAACAAAGGAAUGGUAAUUAUGUUGCAAACUUUCCUGCUCCUGCACCGUCUGGCGCGUAUCCAACGCAGUCGGCCACUUUCAAUAUCUUGUCAUUUGGAGCUAAGGGUAAUGGAGUUUCUGAUGAUUCCAAGGUCAAUGUUUUAACCAAACAGGCACUUUUAGCAGCCUGGAAAAGUGCUUGCAAAGUGACUGGAGCUGUAGUAGAAAUUCCUUCAGAAUUUAAGUUUCUCAUCAAACCCAUAACACUUCAAGGUCCCUGCAUGACACGCCUAGUUUUUCAGAUUGAUGGGACUAUUUUGGCCCCUCCGAAUGUCGGUUCAUGGCCAAAAUCCAGUUUGUAUCAGUGGAUAAACUUCAAAUGGCUAUAUAAUUUUACCAUCCAAGGUACAGGUAUAGUUGAUGGGCAAGGUUCUAAUUGGUGGAGUUCUUCACAAAUAAUUCCCUUGAAGAAGAAGAGAUCCAAGAUUAUUCCAGACAUGAAACCGACUGCUUUAAGAUUCUAUGCUAGCUACAAUGUCACUGUUCGCGAUAUUAGAAUCGUAAAUAGUCCUCUUUGUCACUUAAAAUUCGACAACUCUGAAGGAGUGAAGAUCAAUAAUAUUACAAUUUCUGCACCUGAAACUAGCCCAAACACUGAUGGGGUUCACCUGCAGAACACCAAAGACGUAGAAAUCCAGCAUUCCAACAUUGCAUGUGGAGAUGAUUGUGUAUCAAUACAAACUGGCUGCUCCAACGUUCAUAUCCAUCAUAUUGGCUGUGGCCCUGGACAUGGAAUAAGUUUAGGAGGACUAGGGAAAGACAAGAGUGUUGCAUGUGUCUCAAAUAUCAAAGUUGAAAACAUUGUCAUGGCAAACACUCUUUAUGGCGCAAGGAUCAAGACAUGGCAGGGUGGUCUUGGAUCAGUAAAAAACGUGACAUUUUCCAACAUACAACUCUCAGAAGUUCAGGUCCCAAUAAUGAUUGAUCAAUACUACUGUGACAAGAACAUAUGCAAGAAUCAAACAGGAGCAGUGGCAGUUUCAGGAGUCAAAUUCGAUCAAAUAAUAGGAACUUAUUCUGCGCAACCAAUUCAUUUAGCCUGCAGUAAUUCCGUUCCAUGCAUCGAUGUUGAUCUAAUUGAUAUCCAAUUAAAACCCUCUCCAGGAUGUGCAGGAAUCCAGCAGGCAUUGUGCUGGAAUUCAUAUGGAAAAUCACAGGCACCCCUUGUUCCGUCAAGCAUGGAUUACUGUGUGAAAAGUGGAAAUGACUUGGUAAGAAGAAUAUCAAGAGCAUAUGAAGAUAGAUGUUGA